AUGUCAAAGAAAAUUGAACUGAAAGGCUCAGUAUCUAAAUUGUUGUUGAAUUCUGAACAAAGGUCUAUAUCCUUUGACGAAACGGAACUAACAAUUAAUAAAAAACGUCAAUUAAAUAUAGAUGAUACAAAGGUCACCAGGUCACAAUCUCUGAAUGGUAUACCUAAAUUAAGAAAGAAAAUAAAUCUUCAAACCGAAAAAUUAGUCCAUAUUACAGAAUUGGAUAGAAAUAAUCAAUGCCUCAAUGAUAUGAACAAAAUUAUUACAAAAGCUAAGAGAAUUAUUGUCUUAACAGGUGCAGGCAUUUCAUGUAAUGCUGGAAUCCCUGAUUUUAGAUCUGCUGAUGGAUUAUAUAAUUUAGUAAGAGAGGAAUACCCAGAUCUUAAUAUUACUUCUGGGAAGGAGAUGUUUGACAUUUCGCUAUUUAGAGACGAACUGAAGAUCUCGGUAUGGGCUACAUUCAUGGAGAAACUUUAUAGCAGCAUACGAUCAGCUAAACCAACAACAACCCAUAGAUUUAUAGCUCAUUUGAAAAAUAGACAGAAAUUACUACGUUGCUACACACAGAAUAUUGACGGGUUGGAAGAAUCCUUGGGUUUAGAGACAUCUUGUAAACAAGAGCAUUUACAUUUAGAUUUAGACAAAGUUAUGAAACUUUCUCAGCUAAAUAAUAAUAACAAUACUGACAAUAACAUGAAAAAUUUUUCUUCUGGUAAUUCUUUUAGCUCUACAUGGAAAUCAUAUGACGUGAUCCAGUUACAUGGUGAUUUGAAUUCACUAUCAUGUACAAAGUGUUUUCAUGUUUUUGAAUGGAGUAGAUCAUGGGCUAGAACUUUUAAAAGAGGGGAGUUACCAGGUUGUCCUAGGUGUGAAUCUGUCCAAUUAAGAAGAACACAACAAGGGAAAAGACUUAUUGCAAAUACUGGAAUUCUAAGACCUAAUAUAGUUUUGUAUGGAGAAAAUCACCCUGCUGGCGAGUUGAUUGGUAAAGGUAUAAAUUUUGAUAUGUCUAAAGGGAAGCCAGAUUUAUUUAUUAUUAUGGGUACAAGUUUGAAAGUAGAUGGUGUAAAAAAAAUGGUUAAACAGAUUAGCAGCAAUGUUCAUGAAAGAGGUGGACUGGUUUUAUUGAUUAAUAAAACAAAAAUAGGUGAUUCUAACUGGCACGGUAUCAUUGAUUAUCAGAUACAAGAUGAUUGUGAUAAUUGGGUUGAGUAUUUGGAAAAUUCUAUUCCUGAUUUUUUCAAAAGUCAGAGACAAAUAGAUAGAGAAAAAGCUCUUAAGAGGGAAGCUAGCGAGUUAAAGAAAAGGAAAGUUUCCAUGUUGAAAAAGGCAAAAGAAGCUAAAACAAUAAAUACACCACCUACGACACCAGUCAGAGAUAUUAUCAAGAUAUCAGAAGAGAACAAUAUAAAUGAGAAUGAAAUUCUUAAUUUAAAGAUUGCAAAGAGACAGUUAAUGCCGACAGACGACACAAUCGAUAAUAAUAAUGCCAAGAAAGUUAUAAACGUAUGA
This is a messenger RNA of Arxiozyma heterogenica, 1512 nucleotides long. RefSeq names its product NAD-dependent histone deacetylase HST3 (gene HST3). The coding region runs from base 1 to 1512 and encodes 503 amino acids. Gene Ontology annotation, biological process: negative regulation of transcription by RNA polymerase II; pericentric heterochromatin formation; regulation of DNA repair. Gene Ontology annotation, molecular function: NAD+ binding; histone deacetylase activity, NAD-dependent. The record is from RefSeq and is a predicted model, not a curated record. The transcript has a single exon. Lineage: Eukaryota; Fungi; Ascomycota; Saccharomycetes; Saccharomycetales; Saccharomycetaceae. Gene Ontology annotation, cellular component: nucleus; mating-type region heterochromatin.